GUCCCCCCGGCUUGUAUAUCACGGCGCCCGCGGGGUCGCGGCCUGAGCAGGCUCCUCGAGGACAAGGACAACGGUUUGCCGCCGCAGUGCCGGUCGUGACCGUCGCCUCCGCUCCCCGAGCAGGAACGCACACACUUUCUGAAAAUGGAGACUGUGGUUCGCCGCUGCCCAUUCUUGUCUCGAGUCCCUCAGGCCUUUCUGCAGAAGGCUGGCAAAUCGUUGCUGUUCUAUGCCCAAAACUGCCCCAAGAUGAUGGAAGGGGCCACCAAGCCAGCCCAGAGGGCCCUGUCCAGCUCAGCAGUGCACAGCCAGCAGAUCAGAGAGACCCCUCCGGCCAAUGAGACCGACAAAGCCAGCAAAGCCCCGGACCGGCAGGCUCCAGAGAGAGGCCAGCGGCUUCCAGACGGCCCCCAGCUGCCCUCGGGGCACCCCUCGCCCGCCCCACCCCAGGGCUCCACGAGCCGCUGCCCGUUCCUGGCAGCGCAGAUGACGCAGCAGGGCGGCAGCGGCGUGUUCCGCAGAGCCAGCCUGGAGCUCCAGGAGGAUGUGCAGGAAAUGCACGCGGUGAGGAAAGAGGCUGAGCAAGCCUCAGCGCACGCCAGUGUGGUCUCAGGCAAGAGCGAGGGGGAAGAUCCGAGAGGGCUGCUGAAGAACUUUCAGGAUCUCAUGCGAAAGCAGAGGCCAGAAAGAGUGUCUCACCUCCUCCAGGACAACCUGCCCAAGUCCGUUUCCACUUUCCAGUAUGAUCGCUUCUUCGAGAAGAAGAUCGAUGAGAAGAAAAACGACCACACCUACCGCGUUUUUAAGACCGUGAACCGGAAGGCGCAUGUCUUCCCCAUGGCAGACGACUACUCGGAUUCCCUGAUCACCAAGAAGCAGGUGUCGGUGUGGUGCAGCAAUGACUACCUAGGCAUGAGCCGCCACCCGCGGGUGUGUGGGGCAGUUGUGGAAACUUUGAAACAACAUGGUGCUGGAGCAGGUGGCACUCGGAAUAUUUCUGGGACGAGUAAAUUCCACGUGGACCUGGAGCAGGAGCUGGCAGACCUCCACGGCAAGGACUCGGCCCUCCUGUUCUCCUCGUGCUUUGUGGCCAACGAUUCCACCCUCUUCACCCUAGCCAAGAUGAUGCCCGGCUGUGAGAUUUACUCCGAUUCUGGGAACCAUGCCUCUAUGAUCCAAGGAAUCCGGAACAGCCGCGUGCCAAAGUACAUCUUCCGGCACAAUGACGUCAGCCACCUCCGAGAACUGCUGCAGAGGUCCGACCCCUCCGUCCCCAAGAUCGUCGCCUUCGAAACCGUCCACUCAAUGGAUGGGGCCGUGUGCCCGCUGGAGGAGCUCUGCGACGUGGCGCACGCGUUCGGGGCCAUCACCUUCGUGGACGAGGUCCAUGCGGUGGGGCUGUACGGGGCCCGGGGCGGCGGAAUCGGCGACCGCGACGGAGUCAUGCCGAAGAUGGACAUCAUUUCCGGAACCCUCGGCAAGGCGUUCGGCUGCGUCGGGGGUUACAUCGCCAGCACCCGCGCGCUGAUCGACACGGUGCGCUCGUACGCGGCCGGCUUCAUCUUCACCACGUCGCUGCCGCCCAUGCUGCUGGCCGGGGCCCUGGAGUCGGUGCGGGUCCUGAAGAGCGCCGAGGGCCGCGUGCUGCGCCGCCAGCACCAGCGCAACGUGAAGCUCCUGCGGCAGAUGCUGAUGGACGCGGGGCUGCCGGUGGUCCACUGCCCCAGCCACAUCAUCCCCGUGCGGGUCGCCGAUGCCGCCAAAAACACCCAAGUCUGCGACGAGCUCAUGAGCAGACACAACAUCUACGUCCAAGCCAUCAAUUACCCGACGGUGCCGCGGGGGGAGGAGCUGCUGCGCAUCGCCCCCACGCCCCACCACACGCCGCAGAUGAUGAGCUACUUCCUGGAGAAGCUGCUGACCACGUGGAAGCAGGUGGGGCUGGAGCUGAGGCCGCACUCCUCCGCCCAGUGCAACUUCUGCCGGAGGCCGCUGCACUUCGAAGUGAUGAGUGAAAGAGAGAAGGCCUACUUCUCAGGCAUGAGCAAGAUGGUGUCUGCCCAGGCCUGACCACGACCCCCCGUCCUCCCCAACCCCCAGGCCAUUAUCAUACCCACAUAGUCUCCACAGUUGUCUUUAUAUGUGAAUUAAGUUAUAUUAAAUUUUAACCUUUAGUUCAAACAUAGUCCCGGAAAUAAAUUCUUGUUCAAGUGA
Messenger RNA from Perognathus longimembris pacificus (Pacific pocket mouse), 2214 nucleotides. It is a transcript of the gene Alas1, whose product is annotated as 5'-aminolevulinate synthase 1. The coding region runs from base 145 to 2070 and encodes 641 amino acids. Gene Ontology annotation, cellular component: mitochondrial matrix; mitochondrion. Gene Ontology annotation, biological process: hemoglobin biosynthetic process; erythrocyte development; heme biosynthetic process. The transcript is spliced from 11 exons. The record is from RefSeq and is a predicted model, not a curated record. Gene Ontology annotation, molecular function: 5-aminolevulinate synthase activity; pyridoxal phosphate binding. Lineage: Eukaryota; Metazoa; Chordata; Mammalia; Rodentia; Heteromyidae.